Messenger RNA from Salvia splendens (bonfire salvia), 1938 nucleotides. RefSeq lists its product as uncharacterized. The coding region runs from base 1 to 1938 and encodes 645 amino acids. NCBI's taxonomy places the organism in Eukaryota, Viridiplantae, Streptophyta, Magnoliopsida, Lamiales, Lamiaceae. The transcript is spliced from 2 exons. The record is from RefSeq and is a predicted model, not a curated record.
AUGGAGAAGAAAAUGAUGGAGGCAAUGGAGCAGAAAAUGCAGGAGAUGCGAGAAGAACAUAAGAUUGAAAUGAUGCAGCUCUCGCAAUCUAUUGCUGCACUUAAUUUGCAGAAUCAAAGGAAUAAGGAAAUGGAGACUGGUGAAGGUAGUAAUAGAGCUAAUCGGUAUGAAAAUGGAACCGAUUGGGGAAGAUCUAAGCGCUAUGAAUUUCCAAAGUUUGACGGUGACGGCUAUGAAGGAUGGAUGAUGCAAGCUGAGUAUUUCUUCCAAGUAGCUAAAGUACCAGAGGAAGAGAAGGUUAGGGUGGCUGCAAUCCACCUAGAAGGAAAGGCAUUACAGUGGCAUCGAGGUUUUGAGAGCUUACAUGGAGAUAUGGCGUAUGCGGAUUGGUCGUGCUAUAGCUCCUCCUUGGCUGCUCGCUUUGGUGCUCACGCAUAUGAAGAUCCAUUGGCUGAUCUCAGGAACCUCAAACAAAAAGGUACGCUACAAGAUUACAUGGAUACUUUUGAUGAAUUAUAUCCUAGAGCUGGAAUUAGAGAGGAUCAAGCCUUGAGCUUCUUUUUAUCUGGAUUAAUUGAUGAGCUACAAAUGCCUGUGCGUAUGUUUAGACCUAAGGCAUUAUCUGAAGCUUACUCUCUAGCUAAACUACAAGAGCUGACUGUAAGAGCUUUAGAUGUUAAGACUAAGAUGAAUCAGAGCCAAGUUCAGUCGAGCAGUAGCUACUACUCCAAUAGUAAACCUAUGUCUGUGACUGCUACUAAUAAGGUUGGAACCUUGAGUAAUUGGAGUGGAGGUAAUAAGGAUGGUAAUAAGUAUGGAGGAGUUAGAGCUAGUGCAAACUUAACUCCUAAAGAAAUGGAUGAGAAGAGAGCAAGAAAAGAAUGCUUUUGGUGCACUGAGAAGUUUACUCCAAAUCAUCAGUGCAGCAAAAGGAAAUCGUAUGUGGUGCAGCUGCUUGAAGUAGGAGAGGCAGAGGAGAAGGCAGAAGAGGAAAGUGAUGAAGAAGAGACAGAGGAGAAGUCUGAGCUGCAACUCUCCUUACAUGCUGUGUGGGGAAAAGAUGGACCUCAAGUUAUGAGGAUUCGAGGAAAAUGUCAAAAGAAAGUCUUAAGAAUAUUGAUAGACACUGGAAGCACUCAUAAUUUUUUAAGUGCUAGGGUGGCACAAAAGCUUAAUUGCCAGUUGCUUCCCGUUAAUUCAAGAGCUGUGGAAGUAGCUAAUGGGCAGAUCCUACAGUGCAAUCAGAAGUGUAGUAGAUUGCAGUGGGAGAUGCAGGGAUCAAAAUUCCAAGGGGAAGUUUAUCUCAUAACUCUAGAAACAUAUGAUCUCAUACUAGGUGGGGAUGUUAGGAUUGAUGUGAAUGAGAGGAAAUGGAAUCAGUGGAUACCCUCAGUAGGAGUGGAUGCAGGCUUCUGCUAUGAGAUUAGUGUGGAGGAAAUUUGGCCGAAUCUUAAUUUGAUUCUUAAGGAAUUUGCUGAUAUAUUUGAGGAACCUAGAACACUGCCUCUACAAAGAAAGCAAGAUCACAAAAUUAUUUUAAAGGAAGGUGCUGAUGCAGUUAAUAUGAGGCCUUAUAAGUAUGCUGCACACCAAAAAGAUAUCAUUGAAACUAUGAUAGAUGAGAUGCUUAAAGCUAGAAUCAUCAGGCACAGUGAGAGCUCCUUUGCAAGUUCUAUUGUGCUAGUAAAGAAGAAGGACUCAUCUUGGAGAAUGUGUGUUGACUACAGAGCCUUGAAUGCCAUAACUGUUAAGGAUAAGUAUCCUAUUCCUGUGAUUGAAGAGCUAUUAGAUGAGUUGGGAAGAGCAGCCUGGUUCUAUUGUUACGACCUUUCCCCGCAACUUCCCUAUCUUAGCUCGCAGGCACUCGAGCUCAGCGAUAUUACGCGAUUUCAACACUUGAAUGAUCAAAGAGGAACGUUUUUAUUGAAUGAACAAUGA